Molecule: messenger RNA, 502 nt
Organism: Loxodonta africana (African savanna elephant)
Lineage: Eukaryota; Metazoa; Chordata; Mammalia; Proboscidea; Elephantidae
Product: large ribosomal subunit protein eL39-like
Exons: 1
Coding region: 240-395 (51 amino acids)
Biological process (GO): translation
Cellular component (GO): cytosolic large ribosomal subunit; ribosome
Molecular function (GO): structural constituent of ribosome
Source: RefSeq, a predicted model, not a curated record
UUGACUUACUGUCUCAUCCACACAGAAUAAGGUUAAGGAUAGGGGCUUAAAUUGUAUAAGGUAAAGAUUUCAAUAUUGAGAAGAUAUAGAGCUGAUCUUGGGAUAGGAAGUAUUUCUUAUGCAAUACACAAAAAUCACAAAGCAUUAAGAAAAAAAGUGAUAAAUUUGAAGCUAUCUUAACUUCUGUCUUUUUCCUUUCUCUGCCAUAGUGGUGAGUGCAGCCACUGUCUAUUCUGGCGAUGUCUUUUCAUAAGACUUUUAGGGUCAAGAGAUUCCUGGUGAAGAAACAAAAGCAGAAUUCCCCCAUUCCCCAAUGGAUUCAAAUGAAAACUGGUAAUAAAAUCAGGUACAAUGCCAAGAGGAGACACUGGAGAAGAGCCAAGUUGGAUCUAUAAGGAGUCACACAUGUGAUGGCACACAGAUUUAUCCAUCUAUCUGAAUCACUAGCAUCCUACCAUAUCAAGUUGAAAAUUUUGGCAUAAUCUGUACAAUUGAAUAUGUG